Molecule: messenger RNA, 2510 nt
Organism: Callorhinchus milii (elephant shark)
Lineage: Eukaryota; Metazoa; Chordata; Chondrichthyes; Chimaeriformes; Callorhinchidae
Gene: ppp3r1a
Product: protein phosphatase 3, regulatory subunit B, alpha a
Exons: 6
Coding region: 8-520 (170 amino acids)
Molecular function (GO): calcium ion binding; calcium-dependent protein serine/threonine phosphatase regulator activity
Source: RefSeq, a predicted model, not a curated record
AGUCAGGAUGGGCAAUGAAUCAAGCUAUCCUCUGGAAAUGUGCUCGCACUUUGAUGCUGAUGAGAUUAAACGACUAGGAAAACGGUUUAAGAAACUGGAUUUGGACAAUUCUGGUUCGCUGAGCGUAGAAGAGUUUAUGUCUCUGCCCGAGUUACAACAAAACCCGCUAGUACAGCGAGUUAUAGAUAUAUUUGACACAGAUGGAAAUGGCGAAGUUGACUUCAAAGAGUUUAUUGAAGGUGUCUCCCAGUUUAGUGUGAAGGGUGAUAAGGAACAGAAACUGCGAUUUGCUUUCCGUAUCUAUGACAUGGAUAAGGAUGGGUACAUCUCCAAUGGAGAGCUUUUCCAGGUACUGAAGAUGAUGGUCGGGAACAAUCUAAAGGACACUCAACUACAGCAAAUAGUAGACAAAACCAUAAUAAAUGCGGACAAAGAUGGAGAUGGAAGAAUAUCCUUUGAAGAGUUUUGUGCAGUUGUAGGAGGCCUAGACAUCCACAAAAAGAUGGUCGUUGAUGUGUGACCUCAUUAAAGGCUCCACCCAACACUUCUGCUUUCUUCUCCAUCUCUGAAGAUCUGCUCAAGUUGUCCAGCAAUGCUUUCUGUGUAUUUAAUGGAAGUAUUUUCUCUGUGAAGCCACUUUUUCCAACAUGAGCCUCAUGAAGCCAACUAAGUGUUAUUGAACUUCAAUUCUCUCAAUAACCAGUGUAGCACUUUAAAAUCUGAAAGACAGCUGAAAAGGAGCAUCUCAGUGUGAUGGAGAAGGGGAAGGGGCUGGAUUUUUAUUUAUUUCAUUUUCAUCUUUUAUAACAAGGACGUAUAUCUAUAGCUUUGUAAAUGUAAAAGUAGUUGGUUGGGCUUUAAUAAUCAACAUGAUGCAGAGGCUUGAUUUAAAAACAGUAGUCUACAAAGUGCCAAGCAUGGAUGACACAAAGCAUUUUAAAAUACUUUGUCAUAAAAUUGUUUUUAUUUGGUUCCCCAUUUAUAUGUAUUUCACAUCUGACAGAUUGUAAGGAAUCUGUUUAAAAUUUCCUGUCUUUCCUGUGAACAGGGUUUAACUUGUACUGUUCUUGUUUUGAUAUAUUGACUGUUUUGAUAGAACACGUUUGUUUCCAGUCACUCAAACAAAAUAAUUUACAUUUGUUUUGAAUGUUUUGGGUUCCUCUUUUGAGGAUUGUAUCCCUUUCUACCAGCCUGUCUUUCAUCAAUUACUUUAGUAUAAUGUAGAUGCCAAGAAACCUGCCCUUUGUGCAACUGUAAAUGGCAGACUAAUUAUGUAGCAUAUCUUUCUGUAUACUGUCUUGGUAAAGUCUGAGGAUUACUACUGAUUGAAGGGAUCCCCAAAAUACAAAAUUACUGUUUUCAAUCACAUUGGAUUGGUAGAACUGCAAGUUGAUGCUUUGCAUUUGAAUCCUAUGGUUGAAAACCAACUUUCAGUUGGUCUUUAAAGGCCAUCUGAAAAUAUUGUUCAUUUCAUCAUUCAAGUGUGCAAUAAUUCAAGGACUAUAAAAUGAAAAGCACCAGUUAACAAAAGAACUCUUCUUCAAAAAUAAGUCACAUUGAAAGUUUGAGUGGUUAUACCUCCUGGUUAUUUUUGCCACACAUAAUCUGGAGUUAGUUUUUCUCCCUAAAAUGUUGUAGUUGCUCUUCACUUGUCUCCAACCUCCUGUGAGUUUGUGUACAUGCAGCAUGGGAGCAAUGAGCUGAAUUUCUUCUUCUUUGCCCCCCCACCUUGUCUCCCAAAUAACCUUUUAUAAUCGCUUUGUUUUUUUUGCUAAGAUAUGAAGUUGUAAAGAAAGAAACAAAGUUUUUAAUAGAGGCAACUAAACUUUACAGCAGGACUUGUUUAUAAUCUCCUUAAUCCAGUCUCUUCAUUUUAUUAAGAUGUGUAAUGGGGGGGAAGGGGCAGGCCAGACUGCUUUAUGUGCUUAGUAAAACUGCUCAAGCACCCCUAUGCCAUAGCUGUUCCUUCAGCUAAGUGCUGCACACUGGUGGGCUCUGUCUGUGAGAGAUCCAGGUGCUUGGUGUCCUUGCAUGACAAGAAACUUUUGCAUGUAGAUUGAAAUAUUCCUCCUGUUUACAUAAAUCGCAAUGUUCAUAUAAAAGUUGCCAAAUGUUGGUAAAUGUUGAAGAAAAAUAACUCCACUAAAUGUAUUCUUUCUUCCUCUGGAUUGGUGCAUGGCUUGCAACUACAGCCAGUUGUAUCUGCUCCAGUGUCAACUGCCAUGUGCUACGCUUCAAGGGGAAUCUAGUCUUUUUGUGAAUUUACUUGUACAUAAGUAUUUGUUAUAGUCAUGUAGAAAUGCUCUUUCCCUUUGCUCGUGCAUAAUUUGACUGCAAUCCAAGAUAGUGCAAACAUCUUUUCCUUAUUACAAGGAAUGAGUUUUUAUUUAGAUUGUGUGGGAAAACAAUGUUGAAUGUUUAGUUUUUUCUCUGCAUGCUGCAUCAUAUGCUGUGGGACUAUUGGAACCUUCAUACUGUAAUAGUAAAUUGAAUAAAAUAUUUGAAACUUU